AUGGAGCUUAUUUAUAACAUCUUGAACUUCAUUAGAACAACUCCCUGUGAGAAUGAUGUCAUCCACAUAAACCAAGAGCCGAUACCGAGCGUCACGUCUUACGGCAGAGAUGAUGUUGGUCUUAAAGGAGAGCCGAAAUCAUUCACCAUUGAUUUUGAAUCGAGACCGAGCGUCAUUUCUUACAACGGAAAUGAAGUUGAUCUUAAGGGAGCUAAGAAAUCAUUCACGAGUGACUUUGAACCGAUACCGAGCGUCACGUUUUACGGCGGCAUUGAUGUUGAUCUUAAAGGAGUGAAGAAAUCAUUCACUAGAGACUUUGAACCGAGACUGAGCGUCACGUCUUACGGCGACAAUGAUGUUGAUCUUAAAGGAGUGAAGAAAUCAUUUACUAGUGAGUUUGAGUCGAGACCGAGCGUCACGUCUUACGGUGGCAAUGAUGUUGAUCUUAAAGGAGUGCAAAAACCAUUCACUAGUGAUUUUGAGCUGAGACCGAGUGUCACGUCUUACGGCGGCAAUGAUGUUGAUCUUAAAGAAGUGGAGAAAUCAUUCACUAGUGAUUUUGAGCCGAGAUCGAGUGUCACGUCUUACGGCAGCAAUGAUGUGGAUCUUAAAGGAGUGGAGAAAUCAUUCACUAGUGAUUUUGAACCAAGACCAAGUGUGAUGUCUUAUGGUGACAAUGAUGGUGAUCUCAAAGUAGUGGAGAAAUCAUUCACUUGUGAUUUUGAACCGAGACCAAGUGUCACGUCUUACAGCGCGAAUGAUGUUGAUCUUAAAGGAGUGGAGAAAUCAUUCACUAGUGAGUUUGAACGGAGACCGAGUGUCACUUCUUAUGGUCAAAAAUCGUUCACUAGUGAUUUUGAACUGAGACCGAGUACCACAUCUUAUGGCCAGAAAUCGUUCACUAGUGAUUUUGAAACGAGACCAAGUAUCACAUCUUAUAGCAAGAAAUCAUUCACUAGUGAUUUUGAACCAAGUCUGAGUACCACAUUUUAUGGCUAG
Hibiscus syriacus is the source of this 999-nucleotide messenger RNA. RefSeq lists its product as uncharacterized. Lineage: Eukaryota; Viridiplantae; Streptophyta; Magnoliopsida; Malvales; Malvaceae. The record is from RefSeq and is a predicted model, not a curated record. The transcript has 2 exons. Bases 1 to 999 code for a protein of 332 amino acids.